AUGAAGUACAUCGUUGCAUUUGCACUCUUGUGCGUCGCCUUGGUUGCUGCCAAGUCCAUCUCCACUGAGCAAAGCCAAUUCCGUGCUUUCCAAACAAAGUACAACAAGCAAUACACCAAUGAGGAGUUCACUUACCGUUUCGGCGUGUUUAAGAACAACUUGAAGGUGAUUAGAAACAUGAACUUGAAGUCCAAGGCGCAAAAGUCCACCGCCACUUUUGACGUGAACGCUUUUGCCGAUCUGACCGUCGACGAGUUCAAGAAGUACUACUUGAACAGCGUUGUUGCUGAGCGCGAUAUGAACGCCCCAGUUGCCGCCGACGUCCACGUCGACGCCAUGCCAACCAACUACGACUGGGCCACCCUCGGCGCCGUCACCCCCGUCAAGAACCAAGGCCAAUGCGGUUCCUGCUGGUCAUUCUCUGCCACCGGCAACAUUGAGGGCGCCUGGUUCCUCGCCGGUAACAACCUCACCGGACUCUCUGAGCAGAACCUCGUCGACUGUGACCACGAGUGCAUGCAGUACCUCGGCGACCACGUCUGCGACCAGGGCUGCAACGGAGGUCUCCAGCCAAACGCCUACGAGUACAUCCUCAAGAACGGUGGCAUCGACACCGAGGAGAGCUACCCAUACACCGGUGUCACUGGCACCACCUGCAACUUUGACGCCUCCAACAUUGGCGCCAAGAUCAGCUCAUGGACCUACGUCUCGUCCAACGAGACCACCAUGGCCUCGUACCUGUAUGCCAACGGCCCAUUGGCCAUCGCCGCCGACGCCCUCACCUGGCAAUACUACAGCGGUGGUGUGUUUGACUUCAAGGAGUGCGGUUCCGUCCUCGACCACGGCAUCCUCAUCACUGGAUUCGGUGUUGACACAACCAACAAUGAGCCAUACUGGAUUGUCAAGAACUCCUGGGGUGCUGACUGGGGUGAGUCUGGAUAUAUGCGUAUCAUCCGUGGAAAGGGUCUCUGUGGCCUCAACACCUUUGUUACCGCCACCCAGAUCUAA
Messenger RNA from Acytostelium subglobosum LB1, 1008 nucleotides. RefSeq lists its product as hypothetical. Gene Ontology annotation, cellular component: lysosome. Bases 1 to 1008 code for a protein of 335 amino acids. NCBI's taxonomy places the organism in Eukaryota, Evosea, Eumycetozoa, Acytosteliales, Acytosteliaceae. The transcript is spliced from 2 exons. Gene Ontology annotation, molecular function: cysteine-type endopeptidase activity. The record is from RefSeq and is a predicted model, not a curated record.